This is a messenger RNA of Cyprinus carpio (common carp), 1057 nucleotides long. Its product is annotated as polyglutamine-binding protein 1. Gene Ontology annotation, molecular function: ribonucleoprotein complex binding; protein binding. Gene Ontology annotation, cellular component: cytoplasm; nuclear body. The transcript has 7 exons. NCBI's taxonomy places the organism in Eukaryota, Metazoa, Chordata, Actinopteri, Cypriniformes, Cyprinidae. The record is from RefSeq and is a predicted model, not a curated record. The coding region runs from base 112 to 861 and encodes 249 amino acids. Gene Ontology annotation, biological process: alternative mRNA splicing, via spliceosome.
CAUUACGUCACUUUACGCUCUUGCUACGUCAUUAUUCUGCGCCAGAGUCGCUUGUUUGGCUCUUUUCAAUGAAACGUUAACAGCGUAACUAAGCUUCUGGACAUCAUAAAGAUGCCUCUGCCUCCAGCUUUACUCGCGCGCCUCGCUAAAAGAGGCAUCGUGAAACAGUCUGACCACGAGGCUGAAGAGGAGAUCAUCGCUGAAGACUAUGAUGAUAACAACGUUGAUUAUGAAGCUACAAGGCUUGAAAAUUUACCAACGAAUUGGUACAAAGUUUUUGACCCUGCUUGUGGACUUCCUUACUACUGGAAUGUAGAGACGGAUUUAGUGUCCUGGCUGUCCCCCAAUGACCCGGCAGCUGUCAUCACCAAAGCCAUCAAGAAACAGAAAGGUGAGACUGGACAUGACAAAGGGGACAACCACUACGAGAAGGCAGAGAGAGACCGGGAUCGAGAGAGAGACAGAGAGCGCGAUCGGGACAGAGACAGGGAGGACGGACGGGACAGAGAUAGAGACCGAGAUCGAGACCGGGACAGAGACAGGGAGCGUGACAGACGGAUGCGGAGAGAAGACACUGCACCGUAUAGCAAAUCAAAGAGAGGAGGACCAGGAGGAGGUCGGAAGCAGCAGCAGGAGGAAAUGGAUCCCAUGGAUCCCAGCGCCUAUUCAGAUGCUCCAAGGGGUUUAUGGUCAACUGGUCUCCCCAAACGCAAUGAGGCAAAGACCGGAGCGGACACCACAGCAGCAGGACCCCUGUUCCAGCAGAGACCGUACCCCAGUCCUGGAGCCGUCCUGAGAGCAAACGCUCAGAACACAAGACGCCUGGAGGAUGAUGAUGAUGAUGAUGAUGAUGAUGACUGAGCAGGAAUAGUGUGUCUUGUGAAUAGUGAUUUUUCAAAAGGCUUUUGAAAUGUUUUUCUUGCAUUUGGGACAGAUAUUCAUUUGUAAAUACACCAUGUGUUGUAUGUUGUCCAAUUUAUAAACAAUUGCCAUUUUACUCACUUUACUAGAUAGUGAUGUUGUUCCCUGCAAAAUAAACGUUUUGUUUAAAGGCGCA